Clonostachys solani is the source of this 3342-nucleotide messenger RNA. Lineage: Eukaryota; Fungi; Ascomycota; Sordariomycetes; Hypocreales; Bionectriaceae. The record is from the annotation of a GenBank genome assembly.
AUGAACUGGAAGAUCGCCUACAUCAACCGUAUCAAAACUCUGUGUCAGAUGGAGAGUGCUGCCCAACCAGACACAGUAGACUGGGACCAGCUCUCCAGUCAUGUGAAAAACCAUGCUGCCCACAAGGGUGAACUUAUUUUCAAUAGUUUUCUGCCAUCCAGUUCCAUCAUUGAGCUUACAACACAAAAGAAGGUGCUUUCUACGUUACGCUCGUCGAAAUUCAAGGGGAAAGAACUUAAGAAGCUGGUAGAUUUUGUGAUAGAAAACGAUGCGCGAAGAACAUUCCUUUGCCUUGCUUUCAUCGAGAAGCUUGAGCACCUACCAGAAUUCAUGAAUGCUAGAUUCACGGACAAGGACUUGCCCGUCACCAACAGCACAAACGCAAGGGAAGACACGCCGAUCUCUGGGCAACAGCUACUUGAUAAGACCUCUUUCAAUAUAGAGCGCCCUGCGGAGAACUUCCCACUCGAAGGAAGGAGUCGCGGAGAAUUCUUCGACAAGCAAUGGUCUUUUCUCUCCCCUGACUGCUCGAAAGGGUCAUUGAAGAUCCACGUCUUUCAUCCUAAUCGUCCUAUGGCAUACCUGCCUCCAUCGCCAAGCAAUGGUCCAAUUUCUACAUCCAAUUUCAGUGACGUGUGGAGAGUCCAUCUUCAUCCUGAUCAUUUUGGACAUCGACAGUCAUCGAGCUCGGCAGAGGGCUCGUCCAAGGGAAUCGAAGCUGCCCUUAAGAUAUUGAAAGUCCAAGGCGCCUCUGGUGGUAACAUUGAGAAAUUCUACCGCCAAGAAACUCAAACCCUUCAGCAAAUGGCGAACAUGGAACACGACCAUCUCAUCAGGGCCAUUUUCGUCUACAAAUGGGGCCAACGCAGGUGCUUCCUGUUCCCAUGGGCCCACGGUGGUAAUCUUAAUGAGUUUUGGAAGAGUUUUGACAGAUUGAAGCACAGCAGCAUGGACUUUGUUGCAUGGUCCCUUGAUCAGAUGCAUGGGAUGUUUGAGGGCCUGAACAAACUUCAUCAACAGAGAAUCCGCCACGGAGAUAUCAAACCCCAUAACAUUCUCCAUUUUCCGCAAAAUGGCCCGGGAUCGGCGUCAGGGAGACUUAUUAUCGCGGAUGUUGGGCUUUCAAAGUUCCACCAAGAAUAUACUGCGGAUCGAGACAAAUAUACCUCUACUACACAAUGCACAGUUAUGUAUCAACCGCCGGAAGUGAAAAAAAGCAAGCGAUCACGACUUUUUGACUACUGGUCGCUCGGCUGCGUUUUUCUGGAAUUCACAAUUUGGAUUUACGAUGGCUACGGCGGUCUUUACAACUUUCGCAAAGGUUUAAAGGAUUCACAGCCCACUCUAUCUGAAGACAAGAAACCUAGAUUUUGGGAUUAUGAGAGGGAUCAAAAGCCAAAACUCAAUACUAUUGUUGAGAAAACGAUGGCCGAAAUGCAAAAAAGAGAUUCACCAUUAGCCAAUGAGUUGAUUGAACUAAUUAGGACAAAGCUCUUGAACAUCGAUCCUUACCACGCCAGUAGGUUGAACCUAAGCCAGCAGUUAACAAUCAAGUUGCUAAUAAGAAUACUGGAUUGGCCAUCACUUCGGCCUGAGAUACAGUCUCCAGCCUUUUGCAGACAGUGCAGCAAUAUCAACUUUAACCAGUCGAAAUGGAACCUGUGUCGUACUAUACAGGAGUUGAAACGUGGUUCGCAUGACUGUGCGCUAUGUCAAUUUUUCGUUCAGUCAAUUGCAGAUGCCAACCUGAAGAGCGGAGAACCAGUUGUUUUGAUCCGCGACAACAAGUCUCAUGUGGUUCGGCUGCCUGGGCAAGGUUUCCCGGUGAUUUCAUUGUACUCCGAGCCGGACUUUGCGAACAAGAAUUUAUCAGCUCCGCCGCCUGGGCUUCCGCUGCUCACAAAGAUGGGUAGUCCCCAGCAGAACAAGCUUCUAAAUGCAUGGAUCAACGUCUGCAAUAAAACACACAAGUGCUCCUUGGACACGGCAAACAUGAGCACCCUAGGCAGAUACAUGCCCACGAGGUUGAUAUCUGUGGGCCACGACCACACUUUUACCAUUCGCCUAGUAGACUCGAUUAAGCUGUCCCAAGAUAAGUACGUGGCUCUGAGUCACCGCUGGGGAGAUGUUUCUAACCAAGAGAUGGUCCGCACAACGGUUAUCAACAUUGAUGAUUUCAAGAAGGAAAUCCGAUUCGAAUCACUCCCACAAACCUUUCAGGAUGCAGUCAAACUAGCUAGAGUAAUUGGUGUUCCGUUUCUUUGGAUUGAUUCUCUUUGCAUCAUCCAAGGAGAUGAAGAAGAUUGGACAAGAGAGGCUGCUCGAAUGGAAGACGUUUUCAGCUCCGCUUACUGUGUUAUUGCAGCCACAUCCGCCAAGUCUUCCCUUGAAGGAUUCUUGGGCGACAGAGAACCGCGCCCUUCUGUUGCUGUAAGGGCUUCCGGGAAUAGGAUGUACUUAUCAAAGUAUAUUGAUGAUUUCGAGAAGGAUGUGGAGCAUGGCCUUCUCAAUACACGAGGAUGGGUGCUUCAGGAGCGAGCUUUGGCUCGUCGGACGAUUCAUAUAACGUCUACGCAGAUAUACUGGGAAUGUGGGCAAGGCAUUUAUUGUGAAACUUUAGCUCAACUUGAAAAUCCCCAGUCGCGGUUUCUCGGAGACGCACACUUCCCAGAGUCAUCAUUCCGGCACUACAAGUACAAGGAUGAGUGGAUCCGGCUGCUUCAGUAUAUACAGGAGCUCUAUAGUGGCCUUACCCUGGGAUACUUGACUGACCGCCCCAAAGCUAUGCUAGGUAUAGAGAAACGAAUAGCUCGGGUGUUCAAGUCGCAGGCGCUGUACGGUAUCUAUGAGGUGUUUUUUGCCAGAACAUUGCUUUGGACGGCGAGCGUCACGGGAGGACUAACUCGGAUUGACCCCAUGGGUGGCAAACGAGUUCCUUCAUGGUCUUGGAUGUCCUACGCGGGGAGGAUCACAUACAUGGACAUUCCGUUCAAGAAGGUGGUAUGGUUGAAAAACUUGAAAAGUCCUUUCGAUACCGACCAUUCUUUGAAAUCAUGGGACGAGCAUCUGUCCGGGGUGGCAAACAACUUGGUCGUCGAUGCGUGGGAGUCUAUGGAGGAGAUUGUUUUUGACUGUGGUUUUGACCAGAAUGAUCGGAAUGCUUGGAAAUGCGUCUUGCUUGGCAAAGAGGGGAGGGCUAGUUGUCGUGAGGAAUCGGUUUACUACGCCUUGAUAAUACGACCUGUGAUCGCUGCGGACUCUUCCAGGUAUGAGAGAGUUGGCGCUGGUAGACUUUACGACUGGCAGAUUUUACCCGAGACAGAAGCGGUCGCUAUCAUUUAA